AUGAGCUACCAACUUGUUGUUAUGGAAAACCCUCUCCUGGACAUCCAGGUUAACAAUGCUGAGGAGCUUCUUCAAAAGUACGAGCUCAAGGCCAACGAUGCCAUCUUGGCUGACACCAAGCACAUGCCCAUCUACGAAGAGAUUGUUGAAAAGUACAAUGUCGUCUACGUUGCUGGUGGUGCUGCUCAAAACACUGCUCGUGGUGCUCAAUACCUUUUGCCUGCCAACUCGACUGUGUACUUUGGUUGCGUUUCCAAUGACAAGUAUGCCGAUACUCUCAAGGAUGCUGCUGCUGCUGAUGGCUUGCGUACCAUCUACCAAAUCAACGAGGAGGUUCCUACCGGUCUCUGUGCUGCAUUGAUCACUGGUCACAACCGUUCGCUUUGCACCAACCUUGCUGCUGCUGAAAAGUUCACUCUUGAGUUUAUUGAAAAGCCCGAGAACUGGUCGAUUGUUGAGAACGCAAAGUAUUACUUUGUUGGUGGUUUCUUCAUCACUCACGAUGGUGGCUACAACUCUGCUAUCAAGCUUUCCAAGUACGCUGCUGAGAACAACAAGCCUUUUGCUUUGAACUUGAGUGCUCCUUUCCUUGCCCAAUUCUUCAAGGAGCGUUUGGAUGCCGUUCUUAACAACGCUGAUAUCGUCUUUGGUAAUGAGACUGAGGCUCGUACUUACUCUGAAGUCGCUGGCUGGGGUACCACCGAUGUCAAGGAAAUUGCCAAGAAGCUUUCUCAAUUGCCCAAGGGCAACAACAACCCUCGCACUGUUGUCAUUACUCAGGGUGCUGAUGAGACCGUCGUUGCUACUGGUGAUAACGUGCAAGUCUUCCCUGUCCACAAGGUUGAGGAUAAGGAUAUUGUCGAUACCAACGGUGCUGGUGAUGCAUUCUGUGGUGGUUUCAUGGGCUUGUAUGCUCAAGGUAUUCAUGAUGUCGCUCGUUGUGUCAAGGCUGGUCACUAUCUUGCAAGUCUUUGCAUCAAGCAAGUUGGCCCUACUUUCCCCAAGGUUGGCGAGCGUGAACCUCUCCCCGAGUUCUAA
This is a messenger RNA of Lichtheimia ornata, 1038 nucleotides long. RefSeq lists its product as uncharacterized. NCBI's taxonomy places the organism in Eukaryota, Fungi, Mucoromycota, Mucoromycetes, Mucorales, Lichtheimiaceae. The record is from RefSeq and is a predicted model, not a curated record. Gene Ontology annotation, molecular function: adenosine kinase activity. The transcript has 3 exons. The coding region runs from base 1 to 1038 and encodes 345 amino acids. Gene Ontology annotation, biological process: purine ribonucleoside salvage. Gene Ontology annotation, cellular component: nucleus; cytosol.